AUGGCCAGCAAGACUCAAGUAGCUGGCAUCUCCUUCGGUGCCCUGCUUCUCGGAAUCAGCAUCCCAUACCUCUCGGCCAUUACUUCUCCAUUCACAUCCCUCAUUGGUGACUUCUCUGUCCCUGAUCAUGCAUUCAGCUUCCCAUUUUUCAAGAGCAACAUCACCACCAAGUCGUUAAACGUAACUAUCCAGCCAACCUUUGUAUGCGACCCUAACCAUACAUACCGAACCGAAUUGGUCUCGCUUGACCCUGUUAUUAUUUACAUCCAUGAUUUCAUCACCAAGCCCGAAAUUGAUGCCCUUCUGGAAGUGGGAGAGCCAAGGUUCAAGCCAUCACAAGUAGCCAAGUAUGGCGUGUUGAUGAACACCAAUGAUCGAACCUCAAGCUCAGCAGGCCUACCACGCGACGAUCAAGCGGUUAUGUGCGUGAUGAGGCGAGCACGAAAUUUUCUGGGAACCAUGAUAAGAGAUGGAUGGGACGACAUGGGAGCACCGCAACUCGUUCGGUACCGGGAAGGUGAGAAGUUCAACCACCAUCACGACUGGUUCGAAAACCCGCAGAUGGCAUAUGAUGGGACGAGCCGGAAGUGGAACCGUGUUGCAAGCUUCUUCGCAAUCCUGCAAGACAACUGCACAGGCGGCGAGACAUACUUCCCUUACGCCAAGCCGAUCGCGUUGCCAGGACCAUGGGGGGCGAAGAUGUGGCACGGUGAGGUUCGCAGACAAAAGAAUAAAACCGAGGAGGUGAAGCCACUAUGGAGAGAGCAUGAGGAUGGAGGACUCGCUUUCCGGCCUGUUGCCGGUAACGCUAUAUUCUGGAUCAAUCUCCACGCCAACGGGACUGGGGACACGAGAACCCUUCACGCCGGAUUGCCUCUAGACAGCGGCUUGAAGACGGCAAUGAAUAUUUGGCCAAAGCACUUCUAUCUCGAGUAG
This is a messenger RNA of Thermochaetoides thermophila DSM 1495, 936 nucleotides long. RefSeq lists its product as uncharacterized. NCBI's taxonomy places the organism in Eukaryota, Fungi, Ascomycota, Sordariomycetes, Sordariales, Chaetomiaceae. The record is from RefSeq and is a predicted model, not a curated record. Gene Ontology annotation, cellular component: endoplasmic reticulum. Bases 1 to 936 code for a protein of 311 amino acids. Gene Ontology annotation, molecular function: L-ascorbic acid binding; iron ion binding; procollagen-proline 4-dioxygenase activity. The transcript has a single exon. Gene Ontology annotation, biological process: peptidyl-proline hydroxylation to 4-hydroxy-L-proline.